GGACCAGGUUUGUGCUUUGUUCUGGUCUGCGCUAGCGGACACUCGAACAUCGUUUUUCGGAAUUCGCGGGAGCCGCCGCUGGUCUGGGCAUGACUCAUACACCACCUUGGAGACCACCACCAGCGGACGAGACGGCUUGCCUCAGUUACUGUUGUGCAGCUACUGCGGCGUUUGCCAUCGUGUGGCUCCUAGCUUUGUCUUGUCUAUUGGUCUAACUUCGUGCACGUAUUCUUGUUCGCCCAAAGAACUUGUACCGCUUAUACUGGAAGAAUAUGGCAAGAAAACUGGUCGAGGUUUCUGACGAUUCCGCUUCAUCGUCGAGCAGUGCCAACAGUGGCGAUGCCAACGGAGGCAGAUCAACUCCCACUGGCACACAACGACCAUUUCUGCUGCCUCUGCAGACACAGAUGAGCAUUCCCCUCCCGCUUCUACGCAACACACCCACGCACGAGGAGACACGGGAGGAAGGCAGAGUGCUUCUCAGCUCUUUUGUGGACUACCAGGUGGCACAGCAAGGAGCCAUGGACACCGGAGCUGGCGGCGAGUCCAUCGGGGACAUGGUGUACAGUCACACCAUCGACGAAGAAGACAUCGGCACUCCGCACAGCCGCACCGAGGCCGAGGCCCUCCACCCCGUCUACCGCAACAUGGGUCGUGAGCUGCGUGCUCUUGCCGACCGUUUUUCACAGAGCAGGGAACGCAUACGUGUUCGACAGGAAGCUGACUCGCUGGACAUCUCGAGCCUGACACGAGAUAACCUCAUGACACUGAUGCUCGAGCUCUUUGAAGACGGGUUCAGCCGUGAGAGACUCGUCACGUUUUUCUUCUUCUGCAGCGACCUCAUCCUCAAGUCUGUCCGGUGCUCUGUGGGAGGGCUGCGAUGGCAAGUGGUUGCCUGGGUGUGGGCUUUCCUGCGUGACCGCGUCUGCUGCUGGGUGCUCCAGCAUGGUGGAUGGGAAGCCGUGCUCACAAACUACCUGCCCAAGUUGGCCAUCACAGCCGCAGGCUUUGCUGUGUGCGUGGGUGUUGUAUUUUACAUUUGGAAGAACUGGUGAGCAGAGGAGCUGGCUCUUGAAAGCCUUUGGACAUGUUAUUGCUCAUUCUGCUGAUGACACAUAACUUUUCUUUUUGUUUCUUGCAGUUCUCGAAUUGCUCAUCUUUUGUCAAAACUGGCAGGAGAUUUUUGUCGUACAUUCAAACUGUCGGGAAUGUGCCAUCGUUGAUUGUUGCCAUGGCUGUCAUCGCAUGCUGCCCCGUGGGCAUAAACAUUGACAAAGCAUUGGUGGACAGGCAGUCUUCCUUGUGCAUGUCAUCAUUUGUUCUUUUGCACUGCCAUGUUGACAUUCCUUGCAUUAAGGAAUGUUGUUAUGCAGUCAUUAUUUAUGUAGGCACUUUGCCUGUUAGCAUCGAUACGCUGGCUGGUUUUGUCUCCCAUUGAACUAUGCUUCUGUGCCUUGGGCUGUGAUAAUGAUAUAGGUCCGGAGGCAAGAUGGUUGCCUUUUUAUAAGCCACUUCAAAAGUCACCCAUGCUACUCUGGCUGAUUUAAUCAAAGCAUCUACUGAAAAUUGGUGCUGGAAAGAGAACCUUAGAACCCUGUCUGUUUCUGACUGAGGUGACCUACAUUUCGACUUGAAGUGUGACAAAAUUAGUGGUAAUUUAAUCAUGUGUUUCACAUCGUUUAAGUAGACAUUGUUAAACUCUGAACAACAAGUGUGACAAACAAACACUUCUGUUCAUCAGAAGCAGUUUAGUCUUUCGUUCUUGCUUGCGUGCAUCUCAGAAUCUGAUUUCUUUAUCAAAAGUUUCAAGUAGUUGGAACUACCCUCAAAGUGUGACAUGGGUGAUGUACUGAUGUGUGCCAUUCCGGAAAUUCCUUUUGUCCAAGGUUGGCAAGCGUGGUUCCUGGCCUUGUAUGGCCCUUGUGUUGCUCACUGGACAAACCAGUACUUCCAGUGUUUGGUCCUUGUGUAUUUGUCAGGUGUAAUAUAUAAGAUGCAUCUUGUACAGCAUCAUUAUUAUUAUUUUUUUGUUCAGAUCUCAUGUUUUGCCAUAUUUGUAGCUAUUUCUGUGUGUGCGCGUUUUCUUGACACUGUCAGACUUGCAAAGCAGUAGACAGUGCUAUCAAUAACUGACUGAGGGUUCUCUCCUUUUGUAAAAUGCUUUGAACAGUGUUCGAGUUGUCUAGCUCUUUUGCUAACUCGCAUCCCUCUUAAUUGCGUGUUCUUACUAAUUGCUUUGAUUCGUUGUGAAGGUAGAUUUGUCAGUUUUUUACAUACCUUCAUCCUUGGCUCUUCUACAAGCAUGUGUUGUACCAGAGUAUCUUCUUUAUUUUUCAUUGCCUACCUUGUAGGCAUUAAUUUAAGUAUUAUUGCUCACAUGCAUUUCUGCAUGUAGCAUUCUUGGGGAAGACUAAUUUGGCAGGGUUUCCGCAGUGCAAAUUGCCAGCAAUAAUGCAGGACACAGUUGUGCAGCUAUUGGUGUUAUGUGGCCAUCUUUGGCGACAUACUUUUCUUGUUUGAAUUAUCCCUUGAUUAUCUUUUAGGACUUAGUGUCUGCAGAAAUCUAGCAUCCACCAGGCACGUCAGUUCAGCAUGCAUCUAAAGUAUCCCACUUGCCUUGCCAAUAAUAUGCCAUUUUUCUAGUUGCGCACAAUACAGUCUAAGCCAGGUUUAGGCCAAACCAAUUUGCUCCAACAAAGCAGGUUUCUCAGCAUGGGAACGAAUUUUGCAAUACGCAUGCCUUGUCUAAGAUGGGCUUGCAGACUAAUCAGUGCCCCAGACUUCUAAAGCUAUUCCGAUGUGCCCUUAUAUGCAAAAAGACAAGGAAACAAGAAUUCCAGCUUGAUUGUAGGGCUUAAGCUUUCACCCGAGUUAUCUGUUUGUGACCUGGCCUUAACUAAAUACAAGCAACCACUGCAUCAAAGUGCUUUUACUGCCUGUAAGGGGCCAGAAGUCUUUUGCUGCAACAAAAUUGGCGCAAUGAAGCCGCUUGAGAGACAAUCAGAUUGCUGGCUGCAAUUGAAUUAGUCAAGCUCUAGUAGAGGUGAUUGAGUGAAGUGAUCUACAGUUAUGCAUUGAUCUCUGGGCAGUGUUUUGUUGAUUUCUUUGUGGUUUGACAUCUGUUUGUAAUGAGCUGCUAUAACAUCUGUGUGAAUUGCAACAGUCACUUUUCUAUGCCUGCAAUGGGCUCAGUUCAUUGCCUAUCAAUUCUUGCAUUUUUAAUUCAUUUGCAUUAUCAAUUCUUUUUUUUUCAUUCUAAAGAAUGACGUUUUUCAUUUGGCAGUGUUGCGAAGUUGAAAGAACAGUACUGUGCCUUCAUCCAUUUUUGAGCAUUGCGUUAAAUCUGUUGUUUUAAAUGUAUGCUGCCCAGAGUUAUGAGAUUGGCUGUUUUCAACACUCCUUAUCAGCUCCGUAUUAUGCAUUAUUAAGAGGUCACACAGCUGCUCAUUUUGUGAGAACGCUCGGGCUCUUGGAGAUUGUUUCAUGAUGUAGGCCUUUCGUGACUUGCAACAGAAACUUGCUAAAACAUUAAGUGUCUCACCCUGUCUUCAUGUAAUGUAUUUUUAUUUGUUUGCUUGAACACUCUUGUGGCUCAAUUUACUUUCGUUUAGCUGUGAUAAGCAAAAGCGCUAUCACUUCUAAACUUAUAGACUUGUAAACAUUUUUGUUUACUCUUUUGGUUUUUUGUAAGUUUGGCCCAAGCGCGGUGCUUCUAAUGUACUUAUCUCGUGCAAUAACUUUUGUACUUAGCAAGCCCUUCUAUAUACACCUAUGAUUUCCCGGAACAAGUGUCUCUGUGGAAGCCUCGUUUCUGUUCUCUUCGAUCUUUCGUUUUUUGCAUGCAUCCUUGAAAUGUUUUAUUUUUGGCAGCCUAAAGUAAAGGUCUUAAUUGCGAAUGUUUUUUUUUUUUUCAUAUUUAUGAACAUCUUCGAUUCUCACAGCGGGUGAGAAUGUGUUUUUAGCAGCACUGGAAAUUCCUACUGCAUUUGCUGAGUUGGUGUUGCGAGUGUUCCGAAGCCUUGCUAAAUGAACAAGCAACAUGUGUGCUGGUUACGAUAAUAAUGUUAGUAACAUCACCAAGUUCAUGUACCAUCCCAUUUCUACUGACUGGAAAGGCUAGGUGCCUCUUGGAUAUGCGUACUGGUCAUUUUCGCACUUCCAUUAUCGGCAGGUAGAAUUACGAGACACUCAUUUGAAGGGAUACUAAAGGCAAACAUUAUGUAAAUCUAAGGUGGUCGAGUAGAGCCCUAAAAUAUGGAAAGCGUCCCUUAACCAAGUAGAAAACAUUAAUGUAAAACAGGGUUUCAUGCCACUACUGUCAAAACAUUGUACCAGCUCUGAGUAGUUAUGGGCACUAUUUGCAAACAGUGUAGUAACAAAAUAUUUCUUUCAUUUAAACUAGAAAGAAAAUGCAGCUUGGUUAAUUUUAUUUUUCUUAAAAAACUUCUCGAUGCUAUUCAUUGACAGCAUUUUGUCAGUGCUCCCUGUUGAAGUACAGCACCCUAUCUUUGUGGUCUACUUGCAGCCAGUGACGGCAAUCAGCAGAGCAUAAGCUUUCAGGUUGGAGACGCUUUCUCUGCGCUCCCGAUCUUGUUUCCCGAGCAGCAUUCUGGCAAUGCCUCUACCUUUCCUUGCAUUAAUCACAUUAACGCAGCAAGUCUUUAGCUAGCUUGCAGCGUUUUCAUGCGAUGAGCUUGUGAUAGAUCUAGUUUUCUUCUCAGAAAUAGGCUUUUCAGUGUUUGUGCUUGCUGCAUAGACAUCUGAAGUAUGCAUUUCCACUUGGAACCACAAACACUGAAAAGGCUGUCUUUGAGUAGCAAAGAACUUUCGUUGCGUGAGAACAGUGCAAGAUAGCUAAAGAUUUGGUGUGCUACUGUGACUCGCCCGAGAAAUGCCUUUGUUAAGCCUUUGUUAUGCCACCUUCCUUCUGGCACUUUUUGUUUUAGUGCCUUCUUGCCAUAAAAAAAUAUUUUGUGGCAAUGUAACUUAAUUUAGUGUAGUGAUGUUGCGCUUUCUACUCUUUACCAGCCUGUGGGUCUUAAGUGGUUUUAAGCUCCUAUUACAUUUGUAAAUUUUGUCAUGACCUGAUGACCUUGACCAUGUGUUCUAGCUGCACUUUCAGCUAGAGUUUGAAAAUUUGUUACUAACAGUAGUAGUAGUAGUAGUACAGUUGCCGACUGAUUAUUUGGACUUCUCUGGUGAACUGUCAUCUUCUUCACAAAACCUAUGCAUAUAAGGUGGCUAAAUUUCAGAUGCCAUAUGGUGCGUUGCUUAAUUUUUUGGACAUGAGCUGUGUUUGCGAUGACACCAGGAUGGUGUCCAUGAAUGAAGUUGGUGUCAUUUAAGCUACCGCUCAUACCCUUGCUUUCAUGAGUGAUGCAGUUUUUCAACUAUGUGUGUGUUGUGCAGCCACUGCGAAUACAUCUUGUCACAUUGACUCGUGCACCUAACUGUCGGAAGAGUUUUAGAGUAGGGGAUGCAAGUGAAUUGUAUAUCCAUGAACCCAAAGUCUCCUUAGGUUAGCCGAGACCCAAGUGGCUGGCUUGUACAAGCAGAAUGCAAGACCUUUGCCUCCCAUAAACUAAAGGUCUCUAAUAUCUUCAUUCGCCAACACAGGACAAAACAGCACUGGUUAGGCCUAACAGCCUAGGCAUUGUCAAGCAGCACGACCAUGACAGCAUGUCGCCGCUGGUUGAUCGCGUGGUGGUGGCAAGUCGUGAUGGGAAGCUUGCCUUUGUGUUUACCCAAAUGCUUCAUCAGUGAUCAGGCUUGAGAUCAUGUGCAUGGUUUUGUACCGAAGGCAAUACUAAAUGUGGCAUUCGGCUUCAUAUGGGACCGGCCUGUAGCUGCUGUGUGCGUGCCUGCCAAGUUUGUGUGCUUACUGGAAAGAAAGGGGUUAACUCGGGUAUAGGCAGAAAAAUUGGAAGUGAAUUUCAGCAAAACAACCUAAACUGCGGUUACGCAGGUAGAGCUGCAUGAUGGGCGAACGUGAAACACUUCCACAACUUUCACCGUCGCAAAAUUUCAAGCAGACAUUAUUUUACUGAAGCAGAAAGACGAGCAAAUAUGAAUGCAUUUUCCGAUUGGCUGGUGCUUCAAGAACAAAAUUUUUUUCUUGAAAUUAUCUUUUUCUAACCAUCACGCGGGCCCAUCCACGCCCUAAAGAACUGGCGACAACUGUACAACACUAGUAGUAUUUCAAAAUUUAUUGCAUUUACAAAUCUAUUACAUUUUAUUUCUUUUAAUAUACAUAAUGUAAACCAUUCAGACUGGCCAAGUAUUCCUUUUCAAUUCUGACAGAUGUGUUCCCUAUGCAUUAACUUUCCAUAUGUAAGCCAGCUUUGUCAGGGAUUACAUUUGGACAGCAAAAAUUAAGGUAGUUGCUUUGCGAGGAACUUGCAGAAUGCUCUAUGUAUACGUUUAUCAUUUCUGUUUAAUUGGUGGGACACUACUUUCGUGGGACAUUCACUGGAAGUUGCUGCAGCAACUUUUUUUUUGCUGCGACAGAUGAAUUCGUGGCAACAUACUGGGGAUAUACUGUGUAACUUCCAUGUUGUGUAUGCGAUUACACUUUUUUAAGAGCUUGUACAUGUACACUGUUGCAAGUAUUGUAUGCCUGUUGUCUGGUGCACGAGCUGGGUUUUCAAGACGCGGUGGCCACUACUGGAUGCUGCUACACUGCCAAUUUUCGUGUGUGGUGCAUAGUUUUGAUAACCUGUGCGAGGCCUUCUUUGGAUGAUGCCAAAUGUUAUUUUUUAUAUCCUCUUUAGUGUCUUCACAAAUAAACAGAAACUUUUUGGCA
This is a messenger RNA of Dermacentor andersoni, 6802 nucleotides long. RefSeq names its product apoptosis regulator Bcl-2-like. The record is from RefSeq and is a predicted model, not a curated record. Gene Ontology annotation, biological process: extrinsic apoptotic signaling pathway in absence of ligand; intrinsic apoptotic signaling pathway in response to DNA damage; release of cytochrome c from mitochondria. NCBI's taxonomy places the organism in Eukaryota, Metazoa, Arthropoda, Arachnida, Ixodida, Ixodidae. Gene Ontology annotation, cellular component: mitochondrial outer membrane. Gene Ontology annotation, molecular function: BH domain binding.